AUGGACAGGUGUGGCUGCGAUGGCCGAGUGGUUAAGGCGUUGGACUUGAAAUCCAAUGGGGUUUCCCCGCGCAGGUUCGAACCCUGCUCGCAGCAUCAGUUUCAGGUUGUUGGUCCAGAUGGUCCUCUUGUUGUUGGAGCUGGUGAAGAUCUGAUUCUGCCCUGUUCUCUCAAACCUAGCAUCAGUGCUGUGGACAUGACAGUGGAGUGGUCUAGACUCCAUACAUCAGACUCACUGGUGCAUUUAUACAAAGAUGAUGUUGACAGGAAUGAAUAUCAGUUUCAGUCUUACAGAGGGAGGACAUCACUGUUUAAAGAGGAACUGCAGAAAGGCAACACUUCAUUAAAACUCUCCAAAGUGAAAGUUUCUGAUGAAGGAAAAUACAAAUGUUAUAUUCAGUCAAAAGACUGGUCUGAUGAUAUUACUGUUCAAGUCAAUGUUGAAGCUGUGGGAACCCAGCCAGUGAUCUCUAUGGAGGGCUACAGUAUUGGUAAAGGACUCAGUCUAUUGUGUGAAUCAAAUGACUGGAGGCCUGAACCUACGAUUGUGUGGCUGGACAAUGAUGGAAAACUUCUCCCUGCUGAAGAUACAGAGACACUCAGUGACCCAGAAAGAUUCCAUGUUAAAAGACGUGUCACUGCACAGGACCGUAACACCAACAGGUUCUCCUGUAGAGUGAUAAUGAGAGAUCACAUGAAGGAGACAGAGAUUGUCAUCUCAAAGGAUGUGACUCUAGAUCCUGAUACAGCUCAUCCACUACUCAUGCUGUCUGCUGAUGGGAAACAAGUGACAUAUGAAGAUGAACCACAGGAGCUCUCUGAAAAUGACAAGAGGUUUGUUGAAAGAGUGGUUAAGGGGUCCAUCGAAAGGGUUAAGCAUAUUGAACGGAGGCCCGAAAAUGGAUUCUGGAUUUUCGGUCUGUUGUAUGAGACUUACAUGGCUCGAGCUGGUCCCAAUGUCUCCUUCUCUCUGAAAAAGAAUCCCGAGACAGUGGGGGUGUUUGUGGAUUUUGAGGAGGGUGUGGUCUCCUUUUAUGAUGUGGAGGCUGGAUCUCUUAUCUACUCUUUCACUGGUCAGACUUUCACCGAAACACUCUAUCCGUACUUUGCUCCAUUUGAACCUGCAGGAGGUCAAAACUCUGCUCCACUAAUCAUCACUCCUGUCAGUCACACUGAAUGA
Messenger RNA from Chanos chanos (milkfish), 1179 nucleotides. Its product is annotated as butyrophilin subfamily 3 member A3-like. Gene Ontology annotation, cellular component: external side of plasma membrane. Lineage: Eukaryota; Metazoa; Chordata; Actinopteri; Gonorynchiformes; Chanidae. The record is from RefSeq and is a predicted model, not a curated record. Gene Ontology annotation, molecular function: signaling receptor binding. Bases 1 to 1179 code for a protein of 392 amino acids. Gene Ontology annotation, biological process: T cell receptor signaling pathway; regulation of cytokine production. The transcript has 5 exons.